This is a messenger RNA of Monodelphis domestica (gray short-tailed opossum), 7482 nucleotides long. RefSeq names its product Wnt family member 9A (gene WNT9A). Lineage: Eukaryota; Metazoa; Chordata; Mammalia; Didelphimorphia; Didelphidae. Gene Ontology annotation, cellular component: extracellular region. Gene Ontology annotation, biological process: neuron differentiation; cell fate commitment; canonical Wnt signaling pathway. Gene Ontology annotation, molecular function: cytokine activity; frizzled binding. The record is from RefSeq and is a predicted model, not a curated record.
CCGGCGCUCGCGGGCGCUAUAAGAAGGCGGCCCCGAGCCGGGCGAGCUCUUACCGAGACCUGCGGGGGGAGCGAGAUGGUCAGCCCCCGAGCCGCAGCCGCAAGAUGCUGGCUGGACAAGUCCUGGUGGGCUGGCUCUCUUCCUCCUCCUUCGCGCUGAUGGUGCUUUUCGGCUCCCUCCGCCCCUCGGCCGCCUACUUCGGGCUGACAGGCAGUGAGCCCCUGACCAUCCUCCCACUGACGACAGAAAUGGAGGAGGCUGCCACAAAGGCCCACUACAAGGUGUGUGACCGGCUCAAGCUAGAGAAGAAGCAGAGACGCAUGUGUCGGAGGGAUCCAGGUGUGGCUGAGACACUUAUGGAAGCCAUCAGCAUGAGUGCCCUCGAGUGCCAGUACCAGUUCCGAUUUGAGCGCUGGAACUGUACUCUGGAGGGUCGAUAUCGGGCCAGCCUGCUAAAGAGAGGCUUCAAGGAGACUGCCUUCCUCUACGCCAUCUCCUCAGCUGGCUUGACCCAUGCCCUGGCUAAAGCGUGCAGCGCUGGGCGCCUGGAACGCUGCACCUGUGACGAGGCACCAGACCUGGAGAAUCGGGAGGCCUGGCAGUGGGGAGGCUGUGGGGACAACCUCAAGUACAGCAACAAGUUUGUCAAAGAGUUCCUGGGAAAAAAAUCCAGCAAGGACCUGCGUGCCCGCGUGGACUUCCACAACAAUCUUGUGGGGAUGAAGGUGAUCAAGGCUGGUGUAGAGACCACCUGCAAAUGCCACGGGGUCUCUGGCUCCUGCACUGUCCGCACCUGCUGGCGCCAGCUCUCACCAUUCCACGAAGUGGGCAAACAGCUGAAGCAGAAAUACGAGGCCUCCCUCAAGGUGGGCAGCACCACCAAUGAGGCCACAGGUGAGGCUGGAGACAUCCCGCCUCCGAGAAGGGCUCUGGGCUCCUCUGGGACGAGCACUGAUCCUCUGCCACGCACCCCAGACCUGGUCCACUUGGAUGACUCUCCCAGCUUCUGCCUGGCGAGCCGGUUCUCUCCGGGCACAGCUGGCCGGAAGUGCUACAAGGACAAGAACUGUGAGAGCAUGUGCUGUGGGCGUGGGCAUAACACGCAGAGCCGGGUGGUGACUAGGCCCUGCCAGUGCCAGGUGCGCUGGUGCUGCUACGUCGAGUGUAAACAAUGCACCCAGAGGGAGGAGGUCUACACCUGCAAAGACUGACCACCGGUCCACCUGCCUUCUCCCCAUUUAGGGCUGGGGUGGUGGGAGGGUAUGAGACUCGACUCUGACUCUGGCCUGGAGACAGACACACAGGGUUUGACAGGGGCGUUUUUUGGAUUCAGAAGGCAAUGUUAAUGAUGUAAGCACUUUGGGGUGUGUGUGCGUGUGUGUGUGAGUGUGUGAGUGUGUGGUUGUGUGUACGUGUGUGCACACAGGGUGCCGGUGGGACGACCUAGCUGUAUUGCCCUUCAAGUCCUUCCCUCUCUUCCUCCCUUCUCCUCCUCCACACCAACAUUUGACUCUGGGACCCCAGUUACCAACUCAGUGUGAACUGUUGUAAAAGUUGUCUCUGGCCUCCCCUUCUCGAUUCAGUGCAUUUUCUCCCAUCUCUUAACUUGCUGACUAUCGCCCCUCCCAAAUCAAAGUAAGAAGUCCGGGAUGCAUGUGGGACUCCUUCCCCCAUUCCUGCACUCUGUCCUCCCAGCCUUUCUGUGGUUGGAACUGAGGGAAUAAAAUGAGGUGUGGUAGGGGAUCUCCUUUUUCUGGAGGGCAGGGUGUCUUUCUUUUGAAGCCAAGGAGCUUUAGGUGGCAAAUAAACAGCGUUUUCCAGCUAGAAGGGACUUUGAAGUCCAGCCCCCUGAUGCCUCAAGAGGUGAGGGACUGGUCUUGGCCCACAGACUCAUUGGCAACAGAGCAAGGGCAUGAAAACAGGUCCUAGGGCAAACCUUAGAGCAAUGACUCAUCAUUGGAGAAAGGAAGAUUUUCACCCAGUGUGUGGGAAGAACUUCCUAAUGAUGAGAAAUGCACGAAUGGGGAAUGGGUCUGUUGAACAAGCAGUGAGUUCUCUUUCUUUGAAGGUUGUCUGUAUCCACUUGUUGGGGGAUACUGUAUCAGGGAUUCAUGAUCCAUGGAUACAUUCAUCUGGGGGAGAGGCUAAUUCCCUUCCAGCUUAGAAGUUGUGAUCCUGCCUCCUGGCUUCCCAUUCGUUUUUCCACACUCUCUAGCUCUCCCCUCAGCUCCUCACCAACAGGGAUGAUGGAAUAGGGGAGAACUUCAGAACCCCAAAGAGACAGGAGGCCAGAGGGGGAAGGUUCCCGACUUGCCCAGCUGGUUCCCUAAGCCCCCUGCCCUUUCUUAGCACUAUCACUGACUUUGGAAAGCAAGACCACUAGAAGAUUGUCUUUGGAGUUUUUGUCUGAAUCAGGGAAUUGGAUACUUGGCCCCUGUUCCUUCCCCAUUCCUGUCCUACCAGGGGGUUGAUAUCAUUGAACUUUCCCUUCCCUUCUUUCCUAGAAUGACACCAGGCACUUCUCUUCUAGUUAGAGCAAAUGUCAGUGAUGAUUUCAUUGUCGUCAUUUGUUGUUAAUAUUAUUAUUAAUUAUUAUUAUUUUUGUUAUUCCCUACCCCUGCGCAUCUCAUCUCAUAUAUGCGCAUACUUCCUACUUCUAAAGGGGUGGGUAGAGCCCUAGUGGGGACAGUGAGACCCUCACACCUAUAUAAAGGGAUUGUACUUGUCUGUCUGGCCUUUAUCUGCAGACAGUCUAUCCAAGUGGUAUAGCUGGCCCACCUCCUGCCUCUCCCUUGUCCUAACCCUUUUUCCUCCCUUGACUCUGCUUUGUGUUUUUUUUUUUUCCUGGAAACCACUAAAUUGAAGAAAUUAAAAAAAAAACAAAGCAAAAAGACAAAAACACACACAAAAAGACAAAACCGUUCCUGUCCAUUGAGUAACCUGGGAUGGUAAAGCCCAAUGGCCUGAACAGAGCAGGUACCUUCAUCAGGAAUGACCUUUUUCUUCCCCGAUUAAAAAAAAUGCAUGCUUCUAAAGCUGUGAAGUAGAGUCCAGCCCCCUUCUUAGGAGCCCUUGAGCAUACUGGGAUUCAAUGAGACUUCCAGCCCUUUAGCUUGCUUGGUGUCUUCUGGGAUUUCAUGAGCUGUUGGCCAGUGCCCCAGGGUUCCCAGUGCUGGUUGAAGCAGUGAUAACCAGGAUGACCCUUUGGAUUUGUUCUCUUUUGCCUUUCCUUGAGACUGGAAGAUUUGACUGAGUUUCCUUUGGCUGGACUCUCCUGAACUUGGCUUUGGAGGGAUGGGAAGAGGGUGAGGUCCUGGGGGAAGAAGGGGUGCGUGAAGGUCCUUUGGGUGGAUUAAUUCACAUGCUAGCCACUCCUUGUUGUGCUUCUACUGCGGGGUUGGGGGUGGGAGGAUGGGAAGAGAAAUUCUGGGGUGACAUUAAGAGUGAGUAACGGGGAGAGAAAAGAAAUUAUAUUAGGCUAAGAACACGUGAAGUGAAUGCUAUUUCUUUGGGGUGUUUGUUACCAAGAUGGUAAGAGGGUGGGGGUUGGGGAGACAACAGACUUGGGCUGCCCUGAGUUUCAUUUGGUGGCCUAGUGGUGAAGGGGGCUUGAGGGAUGACUUUAAGUCGAUAGAGGAGGAGGUAUAAUAAAUGAAUGAAGCCAUUUGUAAAACACCAUCUUACCGGUGCAGCUGGAAUUGGAUGAAGCAUGAAAUGCUGCUUUACUGGAGAGCAGCCCUCCCUGCUCUCAUCUGCUUACAAGGCAACAUAUAUUUAUUGUCACAAAUUCCCAAAGAAACUUCUGGUUUGAAUGUGGUAUCAUUAGGCCCUGUGUGAGGCCCUGUUUCCCCUCUCUCUGUCUCUGUCUCUGUCUCUCUCUGUCUCUCUCAUGCAGAAGUCAACAAGAAUUUGUUAGUUGCCUAAAUGUGCAAAAAAGACAAAAGACAGUCCCUGUCCUCAAGGAGCUCACAGUCAAAGCCCUUUCUCUCUCUCUCUCUCGCUCUCUCUUUCUCUUAGGGCUAAGAAGGCAGAUGGAGACCAGGAUGGAGCCUGAUGGCUUUUGGGGUCCCGUUACCUAGAGAUAGUUCUUAGGUCAUAGACUUUAAAGUUAUUCUGCCAGGUCUAACUAUGUGUUUUAGAGGUAAAGGAGCUGAGUGGGUAAUCCGAUAGCUUGUGACAGUGUUAUAUAUAAAUAUAUAUAUAUAUAUAUAUAUAUAAAGUAUAUGUAUAUUUCUCUAUGUGUGUAUAUGUAUGUGUGUGUAUAUAUGUAUAUAUGAGCAAUGUGUGUAUGUAUGUGUGUAUAUGUAUAUAAAUAUAAAAUGUGCGUGUGUAUAAUUUUUUCUUUUUCCAAGCCACAUGUUUGAUGGGGAGAGAGAAGAGCUAGGAGAUCAUUAGAGAAAGGGUAGAAGCAGGAGCAGCAAUAAGGAACUACUGACAGGAGACUCCUAGUAUCCUAAUUCACACACUGAAGCCUGGAGAGUCACUGUAUUUAAAAACAAACAUAUUUAUGUAAAUGUAGAUAUCUCACUUUCCUGUUUUAUAUUGUAAAUAGUAAGGUUGAUUCUCCUGUGGUCCAAAAGGAAAAAAAAAGAAGUAAAAAAAAUUGGAAUAAAUAGUACAGGCUCACCUUAUAUACCAACAGAUAGCGUAUGAAUUCUGAGCUCUCCCAAAUUGGGAAAAUAUCAGUCAGGACUUAAAGACAGCAUAAAGAUCAAGGAUUUAGAGCCGGGAGGGAACUUUGAGGUUGAUUCCCUACCCCAUCCUCCACCCUUUUCCCUCAUUUUGCAGAGGAGGAAAUUUUGAGACCCAUGCCUAAGAAGUGACUUGACCAAGGUCAUAUGGGCUGGCGAUAGCAGAAUUCACAUUCAAGCCUAGGAUCUCUGGUUCCAGGUCACAGGAUUCUCUCCAUCUCACCAGGGAUCCUCAGGUGGGUGUUAUUUGUGAAUUAGGUUUAGGUUUUGCUUGACUUGUACUCAGUUCACUUGAUCUUCAGAUAGCUGCCAAUGGGUAUUUUUGCGGGGAAGGUGAGAGUACAGACAGUUACGCUAUUGUGACAAGUGAAGUUGAGUUUAAAGGCUUAAAAAAAAAGAAAACAACCCUCCUUCAUACUCCCCCAAAAUUAUUGAUAGAUUUAUUUUUUUAACUGGGGAGGAGGGGCUCCUUCUCUCAUCCUUCCAUUCCCCAUUCCCAUUGGAAUUGUCGGGCGACACAAGUUGGAGGGGUAAAGCUGUUCAUACCUUCAGUGACAAGACUGUCAAAUCCACGGCACAGUGCAUCCUUUAUUUAUGUCUCUUUAUGGGAAGGUCCCAAGGUGAAGGAAGAGGAUGAAACAAAAUCAAUUAUCACAUUUAGCUCAAUUUUAAAAAUAUUAAGAAAAAUGUAAUUUUUUUAAACACAGCAAAUCAAAAAUGUUUGCUGGUUUGCUUAUUUUAUGUGUGAGUGUAGUGUGUGCAUGUGUGUAUUAUGUAUGUGUGUUCAAAUUUAAGUGAAGUGGUUCUCUGCCUGUACCUAUUAUACCCACGUGCUCUUAUUUAUUGGACUUGUGUGACAGAGAUUUCUAGGAGAAAAAAUACACAUGCACACACAUAAUGUAUGUGUGAAGAUACAGGAAUAUUUUGUCAGUGUAGUCCUUUUUACCAAUGCAGAUCACAGGACUUAGGAAUUAAGUCUUAGUGCUUGAAGUAUACAGAAGUGAAAUGAUUUGUCCAGUGGGACAUAACUAGUGUGGGUCAGAGAUGGGAUUUGAACCCAAGUCUUCCAGACUUCAAGCCCAAUUCUCUGUUCACUAAUGCCUCUGGGUUAUAGAGCCCUACCUAGGGCAGGGUGACAGGGGCUUUGCCUAAGGAUGUGGAAUUUAGAAGCUGACAGCAUUUGCAGGUUUUCAAUAGUGGGAUUACAAAGGGCUUAGCACUUAGCAAGAAUAAUUUGUGUAAACCAGAAACUACCAGCUGGCAAGCUAUGUGUCCCAUCCCACACCAGCCCGGCACACACAAGGGACAGUGUCUAUUUGGGCUCUUUCCCUCUCCCUUUCUACUGAAUAUGCCUUUCCUACAUUGGUCCGUGUUGUAUUCCUUGCUCAAGAUGAAACAAUUCCUAGUUAGGGUUCUGCACACAUGUGAAUGGAGAAGGAAGUCUCCUCUCCAGAAACCCUACCAGCACUUCCCAGAACUAAGAACAUGUGUUCUUCCCUGUCUUUGGCCAAGUGGAAUGGGCCCAUAACUCCAGAAGAGAUUAGUCCAAAGGGUGUAUGUGUGUGUGUGUGUGUGUGUGUGAGAGAGAGAGAGAGAUUCUGUGACUGUGUGCAUGUGUAUAUGCCUGGUCUGUGUGUGUGUGUGUGUGUGUGUGUGUGUUUUCUCCUCUCCCCAUUCCUGAAACCAGGGAUGAUAAUGGGCAAGCAGUCUCACCAGAGGGGAGACUCCCCCAGUGUCAUUCCCCAGCCUCUAGCUUAGACUCAGUAGUCCUAUAGGGCUGCUUCCUUCCCUCUCCCUUUCCCUUCCUCUCCCUCUCCUGUCCUCUCCUCCCCUCUCUCUUCUCUGCCAAUUCUGCCCCCAUCUACCAUGAAAUAUGGCCUAAGGGCCUCUAUGGUAUAGAUUUCCUGAGUUUGGGAGGUGGGGAGAGGCUCAAGGGCCUCUCAAUCACUCUCUCCUCUCCCCUUGUAUAUUUGUGCCUUGAUCUCCCUCUCAGAUCACAAUUUUUAGAUAGGAAAGAGUCUGUACAUAUCAUCUAAGUGGAAGGAGGGCUAGAUUUUUUGGUUUGACCAGUAGUCCUGAUCAUGACCAUGGGCAACUGCUUGAUGAACUGUUUUCAGCCUCAGUUUCCUCAUCUGUAAAAUGAUAGUGUUAGACUAGAUGGUCUCUCAAGCCCCUUCUAGAAGGAACUUUUCUAGCACAGAGGCUAUCUUGGAUCUCACUCCAAUCCUUUCCCCUUCUCCCCACUCUCCCUGUCUCCUUGUGUCUGUUGGCAUCUUCCUCUUUCUCUCAAAACUGGAGCUCAACCUGAGAAGAGUGGCCAAGAUGUUUAAAGGUCUGGAAACCCGGUAGUCCAGCAGAAGGAGCUGAAGCUAGUUGUUGGGGGGGGGGGUUCCUUCUUAGAACCAAUCAGUCCCCCAACCUGGCCAGGGCACCAGCCCAGCCCCUUUGUCCUUGUCCCAAACCCAGGCCAACCCUCUCAGAGUAGGAACGUUAGCAUUCGCUUUGGACAAGAACAACCUUAUUGGGUAGGGUUGGAGGCAAGAGGGUCAGGACUGAGCGGCUACAAGCUUGGGAAAGGUGAACACUAACAAAGGAAGAAUUUGUGUAUUCUUUUUGAUGUCUUAUGAGAGCUUAAAUUAUUUUUCUCUACCUCAUGUGUGUAGCUUGUAGUUAUAAAUCUGAUUCUGAGUGACUGUGGAGAAUGUAUUUAAAUUAUUUAACACCUUUGUAUAACAAAAACCUGAGAACAAAAUGAAAACAAUAAAUAAAUAAAUAAAUGUAUUUUAAAUUA